Molecule: messenger RNA, 3424 nt
Organism: Camelus dromedarius (Arabian camel)
Lineage: Eukaryota; Metazoa; Chordata; Mammalia; Artiodactyla; Camelidae
Gene: SH2D5
Product: SH2 domain containing 5
Exons: 10
Coding region: 102-1388 (428 amino acids)
Cellular component (GO): postsynaptic density
Source: RefSeq, a predicted model, not a curated record
GCUCAAGGGUAGCGGCACCGAGCCGCAGCGGCGGGACUCGAGAGGCGGCGGCUUUGCCUUCUGCCCCGUGGAGCAGCGUGAAGCCGCGCACCCUGGGGGCCAUGCAGAAGGUGGGGGCGGGGGGCCGGAGGGCCUCCGACUGCGGCCCUGCCCCUCACCGGCCCAGGUGCAUCACCAAGUUUGCCCAGUACGUGGGCUCCUUUCCCGUGGACGACCUGGACACCCAGGAGAGCGUGUGGCUGGUGCAGCAACAGCUGUGGGCACUGAAGGACUGUCCCCGACGCCGGGCUGUCGUUCUGAAAUUCAGCCUUCAGGGCCUCAAGAUCUACAGCGGGGAGGGUGAGGUGCUCCUGAUGGCUCACGCCCUGCGGCGCAUCCUCUACUCCACUUGGUGCCCAGCUGACUGCCAGUUUGCCUUCAUGGCCCGAAACCCCCGGAGCCCGGCCAGCAAGCUCUUCUGCCACCUCUUUGUGGGCAGCCAGCCUGGAGAGGUCCAGAUCCUGCACCUGCUGCUCUGCCGCUCCUUCCAGCUUGCUUACCUCUUGCAGCACCCAGAGGAGCAGGCGCAGCCUGAGUCCUGCCCGGGUCCUGCGGAGGACGUGCCCCUGAAGCCCCUGUCCGGCCCUGGGGGCCCCCCUGGCCUAGUACGGGAACCCUUUGGCCGUGAUCAGCUGUCACAGAACGUUAAUGCGCUGGUCUCUCUACGGCGGCUGCCAGCAGAGGGGCCCGGGGGCAGUGGGAAGGAGCUGCCGGAACCGGAAGGCCGUGGGGGUGCGCGCCAUGCCCGCCUGGGGAACCCCUACUGCUCGCCCACACUGGUGCGCAAGAAGGCCAUUCGCAGCAAGGUGAUCCGCUCGGGGGCCUACCGCGCCUGCACCUACGAGACGCAGCUGCAGCUGUCGGCCCGGGAGGCCUUUCCUGAUGCGUGGGAGGCCUGGCCCCGGGGCCCUGGGGGCCCCUCUUGCCUGGUGGAGAGCGAGGGCAGCCUGACGGAGAACAUCUGGGCCUUCGUUGGCAUCUCCAGGCCCAGUGCCGUCGCCCUGCUGCGGAGAGACGUGCUUGGGGCUUUCCUGCUGUGGCCUGAGCCUGGAGCCAGUGGCCUGUGGUGCCUGUCGGUGAGGACACAAUGCGGUGUGGUGCCCCACCAAGUCUUCCGGAACCACCUGGGCCGCUACUGUGUGGAGCACCUGCCCGCCGAGUUCCCCAGCCUGGAGGCCCUGGUGGAGCAUCAUGCUGGGACUGAGCGCAGCCUCUUCUGCUCCCUCGACAUGGGCCGCCUGAACCCUGGCUACGAGGAGCAGGACUGCGGGCCUGAGGGCAGGCCUCCCCGGACGCUCUGGCCCCUAGGCCACGCCAAGUCCGAGGCAGAACUGCAGGGCCUGGGCUAGGAGGCCAGGCCUCACGCCAGCAGGCCCUGCCCCGCUCUGGCUUCUGGGUCUCAGCAGGCCGCUCUGCCCUUCUUCCACCCCGCUGGGCACCAGUUCCAUCCAGUCACUCUGCCCCUUGGACCAGUCUUCCAUCACUUCCCUGCUUGUGGGGGGAGCCCUGAGAGCGGGGACUGCCCGUGGCUUCUCACAGGACGGGGCCCUGUUGGGACUGCAGGAGGGGCAGGCGGAGCUCCAGGCAUCCAUGAACCUGUGGGGUGACUGUGCAGGCUUGUCUUCCCUGCGCUUAACCUCACUCCGAGGAGGGGGAGCUUUCCAAGGUGGGCAGGAAGGGUUGUUCACGAUGAAGGUGUAGCCCUCUCCUACGGAGGCCAGGCCCGGUCUUGGGGCCCUGACUGCGACAGCGAGACACAUGAGGGAGAGGUGUUCAGGGAGGCAGGAGUGAGUUCUCGCUUAGGGCAAAGGCGAGAGGACAAGCCACCUUUCCCAUGAGAGAAACAGGGAUGACGCGCCGGAGCUCGUGGGCUGCAUCCGGGCUGACAGAGUGUGCGGCCUGUUUUCCACAUCCGUUGAGGUUAAAGGAGUCUUCCCUUGAGUUCUGAGGAGUGAGGGUUAGGAGGGUGCAGAACAGGUGGAUGGACCCAUACGCAGGUGGACACCCGUGUGCAGAAAGGGACGUGAACGGGCCAACAGGGCAGACUCUCAAAGAACCUUCAGAUUAGGAAGGCUGGCUUGUCUCCACUCAGAACUGCAGGGUUGUGAUUCCUGCUUUACUCGGAAGGGAUGGCCUAGUCUCUUCCCCUCCCCCACAACCCCCUCAGGACCACCAAGACACACAUACACACAUCCCCAGGCUCAUUUCCUUUGGUCAUCUGACUGGGAGGGGCCAACAGCGAGCCGCAGGCUUAGAGAGUGAACAGGGCCCUGCUCCACUUACCUUGCAGGCCAGACUGGGUUUGGUGGCUGCCUGGGAAGCCUCCCAGUGGUGGUAUUUUCCUUAACGUGGCAUUGACCAUGGCUGUCAGGGGCCACUUCACUAGGCCAGCCCCACUGGGGAUGAGGGUCAAAGAGGAACCACCUAAAGGUGGAAGUGAUGUGGGCCCUGCCAGAGGUGACUUGGCCUCAGCGGGCAGUGGGGGUCCAUCCAGGGAAAUGAUUCUAGUCUAAGGCAAUGGCCCUGCGAUGAGGGACAGAUCUGGGUGUCCCCCUUUAUAAGUAAACUUGACAGACAGAUGUGAAUCUACCAGAUUAAGUUAGGGAGCAGGUUCACUUUGGAUGAACUUCUCUUCCUCAGGCAGCGGCCUACUCAGGAGUCUGGGGGCUGCCCUCUACCCCAUCUGGGAAUGGGGUACGACUGCUCUGUGCCUUGAAAGUAGCAGACUUAUGACUCCUGGAAGAGGGCAGUGCCAAUGGAAUAAAAAGGAGGAGCCUCAGAAGUUGAGGCCUGAUGUUCCCAGCUUCCAACGUCUAGCUGGGGAGAUGGUCUUGGCUGGGGCCUUGUCACUCUGUCACACCGGAUAGGAGGAAGCUGUCCUUUGAGGGCUCUUUUCACUGGAACCACAGCACUGAUUUUUUACUGAAUGUGAGUGGGAACCUGGGACUUAUUUUAUAGCCAUUCCUACCAGAACCCAUCUCCUCCCUGAGCAAAGCCCUGGUCCCUCGUGGGAGGCAACGGCCUCACAUUUCUCUGGCAAGGAAAGGGGUUUGGUGAUAGGGUGCCCAGGAUUACAGCACCGGAGUCGCACCCAUUUAAGAAGACCUGAUAACUGGUCUUACCCCUACAAAGGAUGGGUUUUGUUGCACAAGUUAUCUGUGUGGACAGUGUAUCAGGAGUGUUCCCAAAGUACUUUAACAUUCCUUCACACAGCAUUUAUUGAUCACUUGGUACAAAUAGGGCAAGGUUUUUGACCCAAGUGUGCAGACGCCUCAGUGUCUUAAUUGCAGACCACAGUUUUCUCUUUGUUCCAACCAGUGCCACCUGGGUAGCCCAGCUUUCCUUACUGUGUGGACUUGAAACAAAUAAAAUGCAUUUCUUUGGA